GUUGUUGCUAAUUUUCCACGCCGAGCCACUGCACAGGAAAAAUGUCUCGAGUUUAUGUGGGAAAAUUGAGCUACCGCGCCAGAGAGAAAGAUGUAGAACGUUUUUUUAAAGGUUAUGGGAAGAUUCUGGAAGUAGAUCUGAAAAAUGGAUAUGGCUUUGUGGAGUUUGAUGACCCCCGUGAUGCAGAUGAUGCAGUGUAUGAUCUGAAUGGCAAAGACCUUUGUGGGAAGAGAGUGAUAGUGGAGCACACCAUAGGACAGCGCCGAGAUGGUGGCAACAGAUCUGGAAGAAGUAAUCGCUAUGGUCGUGGUGGUGGAGGAGGAGGAGGGGACAGGUACGGCCCACCGACACGCACAGAUUACAGGCUGAUUGUGGAAAAUCUCUCUAGUCGAUGCAGCUGGCAGGACCUGAAGGACUACAUGCGUCAGGCUGGUGAGGUGACUUAUGCUGACACUAAUAAGGGUCGCAAAAAUGAAGGGGUGAUAGAGUUCAGACAAUACUCGGAUAUGAAAAGAGCCCUGGAGAAGCUUGAUGGCACUGAGGUCAAUGGAAGAAAGAUUCGGCUAAUUGAGGACCGGCCUGGUGCCAGACGCCGGCGCUCUUACUCUCGCAGUGCCUCCAGGUCUCGAUCCAGGAGCAGGAGGUCUCGCAGAAGCCGAAGCCACAGUCGAACCAGUAGCCGCUCUGGAGCCUCAGGUUCACGAUCACGCAGCAGGUCAACCAGCAAGAAGGCUAAGAGCAGGAGCAGCAGGAUGGAGGAGAGCAGUAACGGAGCUCGCAAGGGUGGUGAUAGCGGCAGGGAUAAUAGCUUGAGCCGCAGCCCUCAAAAUAAAAAGAGCAAACGUGAGAACAAGCGGGGUCGCUCUGAUUCUCGGUCCAGAUCUCGAUCCAAAUCGAGGAACGAUAGGGAUCUGUCCAGAGAGUCUGGGUCCAAAUCUCAGGAGGCGAGCAAGAGUGGUGAUGAAGGCAGAGCGGGAACACAUCGUUCUAGAGCUCAUUCUCGAUCCAGAUCACAAACACCACCAAAUGCAGAUCAGCGGAGGGAAUCUAGAUCCAGGUCUAGGUCCAGAUCCAAAUCACGCUCACAUUCACGCUCACAGUCUUAUUCCCGAUCUCGAUCCCGUUCGAGGUCUCGGUCCUAAAUCCAUUUCUGAAAGUCUUUCUCACUCAGUAUUAUUCAUCUUGUUUUCCAGUCUAGCUAAACGUCUUUAAAACAAGAAUAUGUCUUAAAUGUUUUUUUUUUUUUACCCCUUUAAAUCUUUUUGUCACAAUUGUGAUAGAUGUAUGCUUAAAACAAAACACAGUUAUCAACUGAUAGGGGUAAGAAAAUAAAUAGAAUUCAAGAUAUAUUGUCUGAAAACAAGUCUGAAUGUUACAUUUGAGAAGCAAAAUGGUGUAUCUUGUUUUUAGAUAUUUUGUCCUCGGAAAAAGACAAGAAUAGACUGAAAAUUAUGUUUUGCAGUCAGUGUCUAAAUGUUGUUCUGCCCUUCAUUUCUUUUUUUGAAGCUACUUUUUUGUAGUUUUGUUUUAUCCUUUGUUGUCAAAUAGACAAGCUAGUUAUUAGGGAAAUUGCCUGCUUAUUCACAGUUAUUAUUUUCUGAAAUUGUUAACCUUAUGUUUUAUUUUAGUAGUGUUUUUCUUUGGAAAUUGCUUGCAUAUGUUUUAUUCAUAAAGACCGAGCCCUCAGUAGGUGUCCUAACCCUUUGCAUUGUAUACUUUAGACCUGUACCAUAAUUGUUGUUAUGCUGGGGCAGAGUUUAUGGUCUUUUUAAAUUCAGUUUCUCCAUGCAAAACAAUAAAAACUGCCUCACAA
Messenger RNA from Danio rerio (zebrafish), 1813 nucleotides. RefSeq names its product serine and arginine rich splicing factor 4 (gene srsf4). Gene Ontology annotation, molecular function: nucleic acid binding; RNA binding. Gene Ontology annotation, cellular component: nucleus. The record is from RefSeq and is marked provisional. NCBI's taxonomy places the organism in Eukaryota, Metazoa, Chordata, Actinopteri, Cypriniformes, Danionidae.